AUGUUCCGCAGAAAGAGGAGUUCCUCGCAACAUCAGGUCCCUCUCUCACACUCCUCGUCGCAAUCGGCGCAAUCCGCUGCCAGCCAUGCCUUUCUCAAAUCCCAGCCCUCCUCCAGCAGCCUGUCCUCCGCCGCCGCAGCCGCCGCCCUGCGGAGCCUCACCCCGACACCGACCUCCGUCGAAAAUGUCCAAACAAAGCGCAUGAUGCAGCGUCGGGCCUCCGUCUCGUCCCAGCAGGGCGGAGCGCCCAGCCUGCGCCCAACCAGCGGGAAUGGCCUCCGUCGGUCCAGCAGCUCGGCGUCUAUGGGCACCCGCACGUUCCGGGACCAGUCGCCGCGCCGACCUGCCUCCAGUUCCGGUCCAACCGAUUCCGCACCGCCACUCCCUUCCAUCCCCCGCGCAUAUUCUGCGCGUAAUACUCAGGCCCAACGCUCCUCCAGUAUUGGGCCGCCCAUGCGAUCCAGUCCCCGCGCAAAACCGACCCCCCAACGGGGAACGAGCGUCGAUCGCAACCCGGCCCACGGAUCGACUCCGUCCCCGGAUCUUCGACGACCCGCAAGCCGGAACUCGGUCAAUUUCUCAUACCCGAUGACCUCUCGCCCGACGAGCCCCUCCGCGCCUCGCAGCCCGUCGGAUAGACGUGACAUCUCGAUCACUGGCCAUCUGUCGUCCGCGGAUCCGCCCAAGACAAAGAACGCGAGCCCUCGGGCGGCGAAAAUUGCCAAGGCCAAAGUUGCCCCGGGGAGUCCUGCCCGGGGCGUGCCCUCCGCAGGCACUGCCGUUGCUGCAGCGCAGGCCGCCAUUGUACCACGCAGUCCAGACGCCAGUUCUCCAUCCGUGAGCCCUCGCAUCGCCCUGCCCCGCGAGCUCAUCGUCCCCGACCAGGCCCCGAGCCAACCAGUGGCAUCGGCGGAUCACAGGCAGCUAAACCGCCCCAAUCUGAUCAAAAGGCCAUCAACGGUGACGGAAGAUGCUCAGGGCGAACAGCGUGCGGAGUCAAAUCCACUGCAGAAGAAUAAUAAUGCACCACGGGGAGGCAGCGUGACGCCAGAUGUACAACCUAUCGUCAAGUUGCCGCCAACGCCCGACACAGGCAAGGACCAGUUGCUCAGUCCGCCGAUAAGCCCGCCAGACUCGAAUAAAUCAGUAGAAGUCGGUCGAGAUGGCCAGUCGAGUAUGCGUCAGUCGGGUAGCCCCGCGAGGUCAGCCCGCUUUUCUCGCCAUUUGUUGGUGGCCGCGUUUGCAGGCGAGCAGCUACACCAACCUCCGCCUCGGUCACUGUCGCCCGCGAAAUCGGCCAUGAAAGCCCCGCGGAAGAGCUCGCUCUCCCCGGAAGGCCGCACCGAGUCGAUUCUACGGCCUGGCCCGCCUCUCAGCGAACUCUCCGAUGCCAUGUCUGUGGCGUCCGAUGAUGGGCUCAAGCAAGGGGCCCGGAGAAAGCCUACAAAGGUCAGCUUUGACGACGAAGCGGAAGUCGUGGGGGUGGCGGCGAGCCCUCCCACGUCGCCAGAAGAGGCCCUCCCAGAGUCACCCCCCUCGAAGCCGAAAUCCAAGAGCAGUUGGUUCAGUGCCAAGCGGAAACCGAGCCCACUGAAUACGAGGGUCGACGAGUUCGAUGAAGUGCUGAAACCCCGGCGAGCUCUGCCUUCGUUUGGCAGCAUCAGGGCCGACCGACAGGGGGAUGUACAAGAUAAGGCUCCCGAGCAGAGCGACAAUGAGUCAACGACUUCAUCUGACUCCCCCGCGGAGGCCUUAGGGUGGUCUUUCUCGAAUGACCACGCGAUUGGGGGCGUCAUUGCCAAUACCGAAUCUGACGAAAGACAGACCCAUGUAGCGCCGCUGAUGCUCGCUAAUGCAGCGGAGAGUGAGUCCGAAGUGGAGAAAUCACCGCAGCAGGAUCACUUUCCUGCUCGAUCCGCCCAGCAAGCUGCGUCGGAUGACUUGGCGGCGGAUGAGCCUCGCGAUACUGAGGCGCGCAUUUCCAAGGCACCUUUGGAAGUCCCCGAUAUCAAGGUCCUGCCCGCAUCUCCGGAACUUAAAAAGGAACGCCACAGUCUCGAGUGGUACGAGGUUCCCGGCGGCUUCCCGCGGUCCUCGCUGGAAUUCGACCCGAAGGCUAGCAAGGCGAAAGCGAAGGACCAGUACGUGCCUGCCAAUGACAUGGAUGUGGAUGCAGUCGAUGACGGGGAGAGUGACGACGAGUCCGGUGCAAGUAUCUACAGUGAUGCCGAAGAGGACUUCGACGGAAACGGCUUUGGUUCUAUCAACGCUAUUGUGGACGGUGAAGGGCAAGCCUCCCAGACGCCGAGCCCGACGACCCCUGACUCGGAGAGCAAUGACAAGCCGUCUCAGAAGCCGGAUUGGCCUGACUUCCCCGAGACCUGCCAGAUCGGCGGCAGAGUGAAUACUGUGCCUCAUGCGAUGGCGCCGAUCCCCGAAUCGCCAGGGUCUUCGAAUGAACUGCUUCCGUUCUCGUCGCCAUACCCCCCGUUUCCCAUCCAGUCGACGGAUAAACGUCCCCAAAAUGGUGAUGUUUCACGCUCAUCUUCAGUCCCGGUGAAGCCUGCCCGACAAUCUCUGCUGGCAAGAGCCAACGAAGGCCCGAGUCCCGGUGACAGAGCCCUGCCUUCUGUCGAUGGGACCGGAUCCAUGCCCGGGGCAUCAGUGGCUGGAGCCUCUCAAGUUCAGCAGCAGCGUGCCCAAGACGGGGCCCGAAUGAGGCCUGUCUCAUGGAGCCCGGCUCUUGGGAAGGAGGGUCAGGCCAAUGGCAAGAGCUCGCCAGCUUCCUCGAGACCGUUGUCUAGCGGCAGCGACUCCUCGAGCAGUUUCAAACGGGCCAGUCGGCCCUCUCGGGCGCAGUCGAAUUAUACUAUGCGACGAACCAUGCGGGGGAGCCCUCCAGGCCGCCUGGCCCCUCGGGCGACGUCCCCGCAGGCGGAAAUCCGGCCGAUAUCAUCGGAGUCGGGGGGCGGCAGCAUGCGCACGACCCUGAGAGGGAACGCCCCGAAGCGCGAGAAAGCCUCGUUCUUCUCCACCGGCAAGGCGUCCAAGGCUAAGCUCACGAAGACCCCCGCUGGUCAGUUUACGACCCGGUUCCCGGAUUCCGACUCCGACGACGAGGGGUACGAGGCCUGGAAGUCUCAGCACCGCUAUGACGAUUCCAGCGAUGACGGCGAGCGGGGCCCUAACAGCAACACCUUGCGACCUGUUCGGGGCAUCCCUCGUCGGCAGGGCGCGCGCGACGGGGACUCGACGGAGCUAGAAGACAGUUCCGACGACGACCGCAGCGCCACCCCGCGAGCUGCGCCCCAGUCCCCUGGCAAGUCAACCCCCUCUCGGGAUCCUGCAUUAGCAGCGAUCGCGAAGAACCGCGGGAUGACGGAUGAGGAAAUGGAUGACUUCCUACGCCAGUCGAACCGCGGACGCAAGCCCGGGCUGUUCCACCGCUUCAGCAUCCGCAAGUCCAAGUCACCCGUCAAUCGGCGUCUUUCCACGAAAGCCCACGCGGAGGCUUCUGCGCGGAACGGCGUCAUCCCCGAGCACGAUGCCGCACGGGGAGACCCUCCCCUUCCUGGUGCCGAAGCGAACAUUGUCACCACCAUCACGGCGACCAACGCGCCGCCUCCGACCCCCUCCAAGCUCCUGCGCCGACCUUCUCAGCGGUCCACUCGCGGCGACAACAGCUGGCCGUUGCGCUCCGAACCCAACAACGAAUCGGGGGCGGGGGGCGAGUCCUCAUCCGUCCCUCCCGGCGGACCACUGUCCACGGUGAAUGAGGCCUGUCAGAACGGCAGUGCAGCGGCCGUCACCGUCGCCCCUGCGUCGGCGCCCGUCGCGAAGGAGAACGAAAACCCGCAGCAUGCGGCAUCCGGGGUCAAGGGCGAGGGACCCAACGCGUCGGACGUGGUGAUCACCCCGUCCGGACGAAAGAAACGAUUCCCGCGACUACGGAAGGCAUUCGGCCUGCGCACCAAUCUGGACUUCGACGCCCGCGUCCCCAUCCCCUUCAGUGUCUUCCCGUCGUCGUACCGGAGUGACGCUGUUCCUGAAGCUACUCUUGGGCCCGCCAGAGUAGAGGAAGAAGUCAAUCUCGAUCGCACUUCGCACGUCGAACGGGAAGAUACUCGAACCUCGGCUCCUCUCCCCGACCCGCGUGUCUACGGAAAGGAAGAAGUCGACUUUCGUUUGCUCGAGCAGGACCGUUUUGCUGCUGCUGCCGGUGGUCGUGACCCCCGUGUUGUUCAACAGGACGUUACUGUCUCCUUCGACGAACGUGUGCAAACCGUUCCUCCUCCUCUUGCUACUGCUGCUGCUCCCGGCCCGUCCUUUGGUCACCAUCAGCAAGGCCCGUCUUCCUUUGCGCCAGCUGCUCCCCAGCCCCGGUAUCCCGAAGUUGCUCUAGCGCGUGAACGUUAUCGUGAACCUGCGGCCCGCUACCCAGCUCGUCCGUCUCCCACCUACGAUCAGUCUCUGCAGAACCAGCUCGAUAUCACCGAGCGUGAGUACCGUCGUCGGGUCAACCCUACCUACGACGUCACCCCCUCGCACGAUCGCCGCUCCCAGGCCCCGCCCCCUGUAAACGCCUACGGCCCCCGCCAGCCAGUCCAGGACGUCUCGUACGACCGCACUGUCCAAUCCGAGUUCGACGUCUCGUACGACCGUGCGUAUCAGCCCAAGCCCGUCGAGACCUCCCGUCGCGACUCCCACGGCCACCAACAGCUGAACGUUGAGCCCGUCCGCCAACCUCAGCCUCCCCUUGACCAGACCAACGUCAAGGUUCUCAAGUCUAAGACUGUGAUUGAUUCUCCCCCUUCUCGCAAGAUGGGCUACUACGACGACGACGGUAACUAUCACUCCUUCCGUCGCGGUGUGCAGCGCGCCGCCGACCGCGUCCUGCACCCCUCCCACCACCAUGGUUCUCGCGACCACGAGGAAGUAGCCGUCGCUGACGAACGGGGCCCAGUUCAAUUCCGUGAGGGUGUUCGCGAGAACGUCCGCAUCGUCGAGCCCCGUUCCGGCGGUGGCUCCUCGAAUGCCGAGACCGUGCCGAUCCCCGUCCACUUCAUCCGCAUCGGCGACAUCCUGAUCCUCCAGGGUCGCCCGUGCCAGGUCAUCCGCAUCUCCGUCUCCCCGCAGACCGGCCAGCACCGCUACCUCGGUGUCGAUCUCUUCACCCGCGAGCUGCAGGAGGAGUCCAGCUUCAUCUCCAACCCCUCGCCCUCCGUCGUCGUCCAGACCAUGCUCGGUCCCGUCUACAAGACCUACCGCAUCCUGGACCUCCGUGACGACGGCCUGGUCGUCGCCAUGACCGAGACCGGUGACGUCAAGCAGGGCCUGCCCGUCGUGCCCCAGGGCCAUCUGUUCCGCCGCAUCCGCGAGGCCUUCGAGGACGGCCGCGGCAGCGUCCGCGCCCUCGUCAUCAACGACGGCGGUCGCGAGCUGGUCGUCGACUACAAGGUGAUCCACGCUUCCCGCCUGUAA
This is a messenger RNA of Aspergillus heteromorphus CBS 117.55, 5481 nucleotides long. RefSeq lists its product as uncharacterized. Gene Ontology annotation, molecular function: ribosome binding; translation elongation factor activity; RNA binding. The coding region runs from base 1 to 5481 and encodes 1826 amino acids. Lineage: Eukaryota; Fungi; Ascomycota; Eurotiomycetes; Eurotiales; Aspergillaceae. Gene Ontology annotation, biological process: positive regulation of translational elongation. The transcript has 4 exons. The record is from RefSeq and is a predicted model, not a curated record.